Molecule: messenger RNA, 756 nt
Organism: Uloborus diversus
Lineage: Eukaryota; Metazoa; Arthropoda; Arachnida; Araneae; Uloboridae
Product: metalloprotease TIKI1-like
Exons: 5
Coding region: 1-741 (246 amino acids)
Biological process (GO): negative regulation of Wnt signaling pathway
Cellular component (GO): membrane
Molecular function (GO): metalloendopeptidase activity
Source: RefSeq, a predicted model, not a curated record
AUGCCAACUGCCAUUGGACAUCGAAGACGACCCAGUUUUUGUGAUGAAGAGCAACUGGGAUCCACGUUCCUAUGGACGCUUCCUGACAGGGAGCCGCCCGUGUACUUCUUCGGUACUAUCCACGUUCCUUAUACCCGGGUGUGGGAGUACGUGCCGUGGGCCACCAAGAAGGCGUUCGAAAGCGCGGACAGUGUCUUCUUCGAACUGGACCUCACCGAUCCGGAAACAGUCGCGCAGCUGGCAAACUGCCAGAUGCUGCCCUCAGGCGAAACUCUGUCCGACGUUCUGCCAGGAGAUAUCUACAGGAGGUUGAAGCGACAUCUUGAUUACGUCAAAUUAAUGAUGCCCAGUUGGAUGAAAGAUGAACAUAGAGGUCUUUAUGCAGAGUACUUAUUCAAAGCGAUAGCAGGUAACUGGGAAAAGAAACGACCGGUGUGGGUGAUGCUGAUGGUCAAUUCCCUGACCGAGAGCGAUGUUCGUUCGAGGGGGAUCCCGGUGCUCGACCUCUACUUGGCCAGAGAAGCUGCCCGCCUGGGGAAGAGGGCCGGGGCAGUCGAAAGGGUGGAAGAACAGUGUCAUCCGCUGAAUGGUCUUGACGGUUCACAGAACCAGCAACUGUACUUGGUGCCAGGGCUGCGGAGUCGGAAGGAAAAUGGCCGACUCCGACCCCGACUCCGACUCCUGGAUUUUGAAGCGCCCGACUCCGACUCCAACUCCGACUCCGACUCCGGAUGUUUUUGAUUUUUUUAAUUGUAU